AUGUCAGCCCAAAAGGACAGAUGGAUUUCUUCCUUCUCUUUCCUGCUCUUCUGGACUUCCUCCAUCCCAACAUGGGGAAGUGCAGGGCUGCUGCAGGAGCUGAGCCCCCAGGAGUAUUUCAGGAGCUUGCAACCCGGCAGAGCAUCCCUGGCUUAUUUCAGCCACCAUGUUUCUCCUGGUGGCCAGCCCUUCUUGGAGCAGAUUGAGAACUCAGCCGAGGCCCUCCAGGAUUAUGGCAUUUCAGUGGUGAAGGUUAAUUGUCCCAAAGAGGAUGUCUCAAGAUAUUGUGGAAAAGACAAUGUGUUAAGGAAAGCCUACCUGUUCAGAGGUAACAUGCUGAUCAGAGAGUUUCCCACCGAUGCCUUGUUUGACGUGAACUCCAUCGUUGCUAACGUGUUAUUUGCCUUGCUCUUUAAUGAAGUUAAAUACGUUGAAACACUGAUGGAUCUUCAGAACAUUGAAAAUGCAUUGAAAGGGAGAUCCAACAUGGUCUUUGCCUAUGUACCAGCUACUGGGACAGCAGAGCACAGAGCUGUGAUGGAGGCAGCUUUUGUCUAUGGGACUGUCCACCAGUUUGUUCUGACAACUGAGGCAACGCUGUUGAAAGACACUGGCAAUGAUGAGCCUGAUGUGUCAUCAGCUCGGUUGUUGUUCUGCCACUGCCAGCAGGCCACAGACCUGGCACAGCCCUGCAGGAGGACAGCCAUGGGGCAGGCUCUGACCAUGCUCAACAUCCACAGGCACCUCAAACUCAUGGGAGCUCCUCUGGUGACAGAGGUUGCUGAGGACCCAGAGAAGGUUUCCACCGUUCACUUACAGCUUGGGCUACCACUUGUGUUCAUCCUCAGCCAGAAAGAGACCUAUGAGGCUGACAGGAGGACAGCAGAGUUUGUGGCCUGGCAGCUCUUGGGGAAAGCAGGAGUUGCCCUUUUAUCCAGGGACCAUGUAAAUUUGAACGUUCUCCUCCGCUCAAACGUUGCUCUCAAGACACCAGAUGAGGGAGUGCCAAUCAAAUACCUGGUCUUGGAAGACACUGAUGAAAUUAUAACCCUGGUGGAAGAUAAGAGCAAGGUUGAACAAAUCCAGGAGGGUGAGGAGGAGGAGGAGGAGGAGGAGGAAGAUGAGGAUGAAAAAGAGAACAGUAAUCAAGAUAUUCAGGAUGAUCAGGUGGUGGAAGCAGUUUCCAGGGACAAGAAGAGAGAGCUGCCCCUGGAGCAGAUCCUUGUCCUGACCGAGGAGACCUUCCACUCUGCUCUCCUGGAGACUGCCCGGACGGUGGUGCUCUUUUAUGCCAGCU
Messenger RNA from Antrostomus carolinensis (chuck-will's-widow), 1297 nucleotides. It is a transcript of the gene TXNDC16, whose product is annotated as thioredoxin domain containing 16. NCBI's taxonomy places the organism in Eukaryota, Metazoa, Chordata, Aves, Caprimulgiformes, Caprimulgidae. The transcript is spliced from 11 exons. The annotation marks the transcript as partial. The record is from RefSeq and is a predicted model, not a curated record.